AUAUAGUGGAAGGUGUCUCCUCCCAUGGCAGUGGGGGAUGGGACUAAAUGAUCUUAAGGUCCCUCCCAACUCAAACCAUUCUGUGAUUCUACAGGGAGCUUUCUUUCCUCAAGAAAGCAUGCCAUUUUUGGGGCAAGACUGGAGAUCCCCUGGAUGGAGAUGGGUUAAAACAGAAGAUGGAUGGAAACGAUGUGAACCCUUCAGUCCUGCACUCGAGGAUGGGAAUAAUCAGUUGAAUGAUAUUGGUCACACUGUUCUAGCCACUGUGGAUACAAAAAACUACAUUGUCUGGAAGAGUGUUUACAUCAUAACUGGUGAUGAUGAGGAUGAAGCAAUAUACAGUACUGAAGAUUGUGAGUUUGCAGCCAAGAAAAGGAAAAAAGAUCAUUGUACGGAUAACACGCAAUGCUUUUAUCGUGAAAAGUGGAUCUAUGUUCAUAAAGAAAGCACCAGGGAGUGUGUUUAUUCUUCUUCUCAGAGACAUGGCUAUUGCACUUUGGGAGAAGCUUUUAACCGCUUAGACUUUUCAAGUGCAAUUCAGGACAUCAGAAGGUUCAAUUACGUGGUCAAACUUUUGCAGUUAAUUGCAAAAUCCCAGUUAACUUCACUGAGUGGUGCAGCACAGAAGAACUACUUCAACAUUUUGGACAAAAUUGUGCGGAAGGUCAUGGAAGACCAAUAUAAUCCACGAUUAAUCAAAGAUCUUCUACAGGAUCUGAGUUCUACUCUCUGUAUACUGAUUAGAGGAGUAGGAAAAUCCGUGUUGGUAGGGAACAUCAAUAUUUGGAUUUGCCGAUUAGAAACUAUCGUUCUAUGGCAACAACAACUAAAAAACCUUCAGAUGAACAAGCAAGUCAACAAUGGUCUUACGCUUAUCGAUCUCCCUCUUCAUAUGCUGAGAAACAUCUUACACAGGCUCUCUGAUGGCUGGGAUGUUGUUACUCUGGGUCAAGUGACCCCAACUUUGUACAUGCUCAGUGAAGACAGACACUUAUGGAAAAAACUCUGCCAGUACCACUUCGCAGAAAAGCAGUUUUGUAGGCAUUUGAUUCCAUCAGAGGAAGGUCACAUUGACUGGAAGCUGAUGUACUUUGCACUUCAGAAAUAUUACCCAAUAAAGGAACAGUAUGGGGACACCUUGCAUUUCUGUCGACACUGUAGCAUUCUGUUUUGGAAGGACUACCACCUUGCUUUGUUACUCAAGGAUACGGGACACCCCUGCACAGCCAGUGAUCCAGACACCUGUCUCAUGCCAGUAUCUCCUCAGCAUUUCAUUGAUCUCUUCAAAUUCUGAGAUGUUCAGUAGCUGUUCUCCUGUGUUUGUGGCCAUUUUUGUGAAGAGUCAGGAAGGAUGCGUUAUGCUUUUUGUGCAAUAUAUUUAAGUGUGAUGUUCUGUUGUAGUUUAAAACAAAAAAAGAUGUGGGGGGAAAUUAUCAGACAGGUUUAUUUGGUGUAUUGCUUUUGGGUAGAAAAGAGCUGAGGAGAAGGAGACGCGUCUUGGACUUCUUUUCAAGUCCAAGAAAGACCAUUUUAAUCUCAACUUUAAAUCCAUUCUUUUGGCGCCUUAAUAGUUGGUUAAAAUUAUGUGGGGGAGUUUUGAAAAUGAUAUGGAAGAGUUGAACUGCUUUCACAGGGACCAAAGGAGGAGUUUUUUGUUAAUCUUUCUUUCUUCAAGCCACUGUUUUCAAAACACCUCCAUGUAAUUUGCACUAUAUUAAAGAAUACGCCAAUAUUCUCUUGGAUUCUUAAUAUAUCAGUUACCAAGGUGGCUUUAAUCAUUGUAAGAUAGUGAAUGAAAUAUAGCUGUGGUGGUAUCUGUUAUUGGACGUAUGAAUGAAGGAAAUCAACCAGUCUUUGUACAUACAUUAUGCAAAAGCAUUUAUUUUUCUUAAGGACUUUAAUAAACAUAUAAUCUAUCUCAGCACACCCUGUGUAACUCGAGAUCUGGGGCUACUGCAAAGUGAUUUUUUUUUUUAUGGUAGCUACAGCCUUCAUUUAUAUUGUUUGUCUACAAAUGCAACUGCAUUAAUUCAUCUUCUAAGAAGAAGAUAUUACUGAAAUUUACUGAGAAUGGAGUUGCUUGUUUCUAGACUGGUACCCUGGCAGGACAUACCACCAGAGGUUCUAACCUGACAAGUCUUUACAAGCUCUGGGAAACCCUGAGUGUCAGUCUGACCUGAAGCAGCUUUGGCCAAGUUAAUCAGAUGAUAAAUUCUCCAGGAAGCUAUCUUCUUCUAUCCUGUAGAACAAAAUUAAUUGCUUGGCUCUGGGCAGGUAAAGGAAAAAUUAGGGAAGUUUUGGGUUUGUCAAUGAAACUUAACAAAUAAUAUGUAAUUUACAGAAAAAAUAAAUCAUGUACUAUAUUCUGCA
This is a messenger RNA of Strigops habroptila (Kakapo), 2370 nucleotides long. RefSeq names its product F-box protein 25 (gene FBXO25). NCBI's taxonomy places the organism in Eukaryota, Metazoa, Chordata, Aves, Psittaciformes, Psittacidae. Bases 38 to 1294 code for a protein of 418 amino acids. Gene Ontology annotation, cellular component: SCF ubiquitin ligase complex; cytoplasm; nucleus. The record is from RefSeq and is a predicted model, not a curated record. Gene Ontology annotation, molecular function: protein binding. The transcript is spliced from 12 exons. Gene Ontology annotation, biological process: protein ubiquitination.